GCAUUUCAACAACCCGUGAGAUGUCCACGACCCGGAGAUUAAUGCUGCGGGGUGGCAUUGAAGCGGCUCUAGUGGUUCUAUAUGGCGCUCCGCAGUACAUCCUCCUAGGACGCGUCAUCCACGACGUCGAGCUCUUUCGCCUCACGUGCUCGACACUCGUCACGGCAGUGGCUUUCAUGUCAUCAUGGAACGCAGGCGUCAUUGCGUUUCUGCAUUGCAUGCUACACAUCUUCACAGCUCUCACCCUGGAUGGUUCAUGGAACAACUCCUCCGUUGUGUCUACCAUCAUCCUGAUCUUGCGGGUCUUCUCGUUCGAGCGGCUACUGUCCAUCGCACUCUUCCCACGCAUGUCCUACGAAGCCAAGCUUCGCGAGAACACGCUCAAGCUGCAGAAGUUCUUCCGCUUGCACGACCCGUCUCGGGUCAACGAAGCUGAGUCGUUGCUUCUCGGGUUUGUCGGCAACGAAUCGCUUCUGUUUGUGCAACUUCGUCAAAAAUACGCCGCCGUCUCUCAGUUCCGAGGUCGCGCAAGUUAAAUCUUGCACGAGCCACAACAUCGCACGACGGCCUUGUUAUGACGCAGCCAUGUCAUAAUCCAUGACAGAUACCACACCAUGUCACAUAGUCUUGGAAACGUCAUCGCCCGAUGCUCUGCGACGCUUCAGUUAGAUAAUAUUUCGUCACUACAGCACUACCAUUUAAUACUAGUACAACACAG
Molecule: messenger RNA, 718 nt
Organism: Aphanomyces astaci
Lineage: Eukaryota; Oomycota; Saprolegniomycetes; Saprolegniales; Verrucalvaceae
Exons: 2
Coding region: 21-536 (171 amino acids)
Source: RefSeq, a predicted model, not a curated record